This is a messenger RNA of Archocentrus centrarchus (flier cichlid), 8025 nucleotides long. Its product is annotated as mucin-2-like. The transcript has 44 exons. Lineage: Eukaryota; Metazoa; Chordata; Actinopteri; Cichliformes; Cichlidae. The coding region runs from base 1 to 7851 and encodes 2616 amino acids. The record is from RefSeq and is a predicted model, not a curated record. Gene Ontology annotation, molecular function: protein binding.
AUGACCUUACAGAGAUGGAUGCUGGCUCUCUGCAUUUCACUGAUUUCAGUUUUUGGGACAGCUGACUCUGUGACAACUGAAACCCAAAAAUACACUUGCAGGACUUUCGGCAGUGGAGUCGUCCUGCCUUUCCAAGGUUCAGGAUUCUAUGUGCACUCCAAUUGUCCGUUCACUCUAACGCGGUUCGCCUACAACCGGGUUGAAUGUGACAUUUCUCUACGUCGAAGCAACGAUGGGCUGGUGGAGCAAGUCAGCAUCAUUAUUAAUAAAGUCAGGACAGUUCUGAUGAAUGGAAGCAUCCUGGUGGAGGAUAACAGUGUUUCCCUUCCAUACGAUCAAACCUACCAGCACAUUUUUCAGUACGGCAUCUACACUAAACUGAAGAGCGCAUUGCUGCCUCUGUCCAUAACCUGGCACAGUGUACCCGGAGGAAUAGACACUCUUUGGGUGGAGCUGGAGCGGGAGCUGAGCACUGAUAUGAGUGGACUGUGUGGAAAAUAUAACAUAACAGACAAUGAGCAGCAGCUGAUCAGAGAGAGCGUGCUUAUUGAUGACGCGUGUCAAACCAGAGAUCCCGUCUCUGCUCCCAAUCCAGUAUGCAGUCAAAUAUUUUCCUUCAUCUCGGAUUCUCUGGAUUCAAGGUGGCUUCAUUACCGCCAACUCUGUUACAAGAACAUUUACAGUUAUGAAAACAGCAAAGACAUCAGCUCUCAACCAACUUGCCCUGGAGACCUGGUUUAUGACGAAGAAGGUACGGCCUUUCUUCCUAGCUGCUCAAACCCUGCGCCCCAAAUCACCAGCCAGGAUAUCACCAGCUCCUGUGUCUGCCCAAAAGGCACGGUGCUUAAUGAUCACGUGGACGGCUACCAGUGCGUGAAUUUGACCAGCUGCCCCUGUGUGUUUGCUAAGAAGACCUAUUUAACUGGAGAGACACGUAGCACCAGGUGUCAGUCAUGCUUGUGUAAAGGUGGAAAGUGGCUUUGCUCUGAAAACUUCUGCCCAACAAGAUGUCUAAUUGAAGGGCAGUUUGUGACAACAUUUGAUGGCAAACAAUAUGCCCUCCCCAGUAAAUGUUCAUACUUAGCAUUUCAGGGUUUCAACUGGACGGUGGUAAUUCAGUUUGCUGAAAAGGAUGCAUCACUGAAAAAAAUUGUUCUCCGGGGUUUUCAGGAAACAUAUACAUUUACAGACAACAUGGUUACAUUUGGAGACCAAGCGAUUACUCAGUUUCAUAUGUCUGAUUAUGCCACGGUUUUCUGGCAGUCCUCCAUGUACGUGCAAGUUGAGACAUCCACUGAUAUUAAGAUCCAAGUCCAGAUGUCACCUCAAAUCCAGCUCUACAUCUCUGUUCCUAGAAAACACAAAAGCACCACCUCAGGCCUUUGUGGCAACAGCAACAGUGACAGCACAGACGACUUCACCAGCAGCAGCGGGAUCGUCGAGAACUCGGCUCAGCCUUUCGCUCUGUCCUGGAGUGUGGGCGCUUGUGCAGUGAACAUACCCACCACCUGCAUCAACACUCACAAUGAAAUGUUUGCUGAUGAAAAGUGUUCUGUGUUGAUCAACCCAACUGGAAUAUUUGCUAAGUGCCAUGGUUAUUUGCCACCGGAUCAAUACCACACAGCCUGUAUUCAAAGGACAUGUAACUGUGGCAGGAAUGUGCAAGGUUGCUUGUGCGUUGCAUUAGCCAGCUAUGCCAAAGCUUGCACCAGUUUGGGGGUUUUUGUUGGUGACUGGAGGGAAGCUACAAAAUGCACUCUGACAUGUCCAAAGAACCAAGAGUUUUCCUACAACAUAAGAGCUUGCAACAGCACAUGCCGCUCCCUGUCUGGACCUGAUUUUUUCUGUGAAGUGGAUGAUUUUCCUGUGGAGGGAUGUGGCUGCCCAGAGGGAACAUAUCUGAAUCAAGAUCAAACUUGCACCCCAAAGGCACAGUGUGUAUGCUAUCACAGUGGCGGUGUAACACCACCAGGUCCAGUUGUUAUUGAUGGCCGGAAGUGCCUCUGUGAGAAUGGAAAGCUGACCUGCUCUAAGGACUGUGACUGCAGAAAUGGGAAGGUUUGUGUGCACUGCUCAGAGAAACCGGUUAAGACAGCUCAGAAAAGCUGUGACAGUCUCAGCAAACCACUUUUUGCCAACAUGGCCUGCGAGAGUGGCUGUUACUGUCCAUAUAAUCAGUAUGAGGAUCACUAUGGAAACUGUGUAUCAAGGAACAAUUGCACCUGUGUGUACAGCGGAAAAGUCUACAGGGCGGGAGAGCAAGUAAACACCAACUGUAAAAAAUGUGUUUGUGGUCAGGGGCAGUGGGACUGCACAGAUGAGCCGUGUCCUGGGACGUGUCAGGUUUAUGGAAAUGGACAUUAUCAGACCUUUGACUCUAAAUGGUAUCGCUUUAGUGGACACUGUCAGUAUACACUUGUAGAGGAUUAUUGUGGGAAAACAAAAGGCACAUUUUCUGUCAGAGUGGAGAGUGUGCCCUGCUGUGAAGAGGCGCUCACCUGCUCUCGCUCCAUUGUCCUGGACCUGCAGGGCAAAGUCACCCUGACACUGAGCGACAUGAAGGUGACCAAACAACUGCAACAAGGCUGGGCUCUGCAGGAAAAUUCACUUUACACCAUUUACACUGUGGGACUCUAUAUCAUUGUGUCAGUGCCGAGCAGCGGGAUAACUCUCAUUUGGGAUAAACAUACACGGCUCACUAUAAAGCUACAUGAAAACUGGAGGAACAAGGUAUGCGGUCUCUGUGGGAAUUUUGACUCUAAUGAGAUGAACGACCUGCAGAUAAGAGGCUCAACAGUGGGGUCCAGCCCCAUGGUCUUUGGCAACAGCUGGAAGGCAUCCACUCCUCCCUGUUCUGAUGUGACCGCUGAUAUAUUUCCAUGUGACCGCAACUCCUACUGCUCAGCCUGGGCCCAGCGGCGCUGCAUGAUUAUUAAAGGAGACGCUUUCAGAGACUGUCACUUGAAAGUGGACCCAAAUCCCUACUACCAGGCCUGCCUGCUGGAGUCCUGCUCCUGUGAGUUUGAAGGGAAGUUCCUGGGCUUCUGCACGGCUGUGGCAGCUUAUGCAGAGGCCUGCAGUGACCAGGAUGUCUGCAUAAAGUGGAGAACACCUGAUCUGUGUCCGAUUUACUGUGACUACUACAACAAACCUGGUCAAAGUAUCUGGCACUAUGACACCUGUGGUAAGAUGAGAACCUGUGGCAAAGGAAUCCUCCGGUACAAGCUCGAAGGUUGUUACCCUCGAUGUUCAAAGGAGACACCAUACUACGAUGAGAAUACAGGUGAAUGCACCACAAUGAGGGACUGCUCUUGUUAUUUCAAUGGCACAAUUGUUCAACCAGGACAAGUGGUGAUAAUAAACAAUUUUGAGUGCUCCUGUGAAAAUGGAACAUUCAGUUGUUCACCUCCUCCACCUCCAACAACAAAAGAACCAGCUACAACUACUCUCAGAACAACUUCAACCACCAGAGAAACAACUAUAUAUUCGACUACAGCAACCACUACAAAUACCACAACUACCACUGAAAAUCAAUCAACAAUAUCCACAACUACCUCUACACCAAUUACUAUGCUUUCCUUAAGUACUAAACAAACAUGGUCAACAGGAUACACUCACACAUCUAAAUUAACGACUGAAGCUUCUUCAACUACAAAAAUAUGGUCGACAAUUAGCACAACAACCUCUGAACCAACAGGUAGACCUACUGCUACUGAAAUGUGGUCAACAAUACCUAUCACCACAACUACCUCUGCACCUACAACAGCUAAAUUAACCACUACUAAGAAAGAAUCAACAAUGGCGCCCACAACCAUUACAGAACCGACAAGAAUGACAUCAACUGGGUCAACAAUACAUAUCGCCACCUCUGCCACACCUGGUACACCAGCUACAGGUGGACCAUUGCCUACAACCAUUUUUAUACCAACAACCUCUACUGCUACAACAAUUUCUACUGAAAUACCACCAACAAUGCCAACUGCUACCUCUAAAGAAAAGAGUACAACUAGUUCCUCUACCACUGAAGAAGGGAGAACAAUUCGUACUACCACCUCUGCACCCACAACAUCUACAUCAACCAUUACUAAAACCGGAUCAACAGUGCCACCUCCAUUUUCUAUACAAACCACACUGGUGACAUCCACUGCUCCUCAAACAGGGUCAACAAUACAUAUCACCACCUCUGCCACACCUGGUACACCAGCUACACCUGGUACAGGUGGACCAUUGCCUACAACCGUUUUUAUACCAACAACAUCUACUGCUACAACAAUUUCUACUGAAAUACCACCAACAAUGCCAACUGCUACCUCUAAAGAAAAGAGUACAACUAGUUCAUCUACCACUGAAGAAGGGAGAACAAUUCGUACUACCACCUCUGCACCCACAACAGCUACAUCAACCACUGCUAAAACAGUAUCAAUAAUGCCACCCACAACCUCUAAACAAACCACACUGGUGACAUCCACUGGUCCUCAAACAGGGUCAACAAUACAUAUCGCCACCUCUGCCACACCUGGUACACCAGCUACACCUGGUACAGGUGGACCAUUGCCUACAACCGUUUUUAUACCAACAACCUCUACUGCUACAACAAUUUCUACUGAAAUACCACCAACAAUGCCAACUGCUACCUCUAAAGAAAAGAGUACAACUAGUUCAUCUACCACUGAAGAAGGGAGAACAAUUCGUACUACCACCUCUGCACCCACAACAGCUACAUCAACCACUGCUAAAACAGGAUCAACAAUGCCACCCACAACCUCUAUACAAACCACACUGGUGACAUCCACUGGUCCUGAAACAGGGUCAACAAUACAUUUCGCCACCUCUGCCACACCUGGUACACCAGCUACACCUGGUACAGGUGGACCAUUGCCUACAACCGUUUUUAUACCAACAACAUCUACUGCUACAACAAUUUCUACUGAAAUACCACCAACAAUGCCAACUGCUACCUCUAAAGAAAAGAGUACAACUAGUUCCUCUACCACUGAAGAAGGGAGAACAAUUCGUACUACUACCACAAGGGCUCAAUUCACCACUGCUAACAUGGGAUCAACAAUUCCAUCUACUGCCUUUAUACAAUCAAGUGCAGGUACAUCAAGGACUACCAGCACACGGUCAACAAUUUCACCUCCCGCCACAACCCACAUAAUAAUUGUGACAUCAUCUACUACUUCUGCACCAGCGAUCACCCCUGUUACUGGUGGACUAAUUUCAACCUUUACACCAACAACAAUUACCGCUACUACAAUAUCUACUGAAACACUGUCAAGAAUGCCCACUGCCACCUCUACAGUACAAAGUACAACUAAUAACUCUUUUACUGAAACAUGGCCAGCAAUCCCUACUACUGCCUCUGCAUCAACAAUACAAUCUACAGUACCUGUCACCACAGUUACACCAGCCAAUACUGCUACUACAGGCAGAAUUCUUUCAACAUUGCCUCAAAUGACUACUAAACUAGAUAAUAUUGUCACUACCAUGAGUACAUUUUCAACAUUGCCAAUAACCACUUCUACUCCAACAAUUUCAUCAACUUUCUCCAGCAGUCACAUGUGGUCAACAAAAACCACCACUACCUUUACACCAACUAAUGUUGCCACUUUUACUACUCCUGAAACAUGGUCAACAAUUUCCACCUCCUCUUCCACACAUUUGACGACAGUUACCAAUUACUCAACAACCACUAAACACGUGCCUUCUAGCACCCCUAUCGAAACAACUCCCUCAUCUGUUACCCUAAGUACAAUAAAUCCUACAAAAGCUAAUCAAACAAUCCCCACUAGCCAGCCACAUACCACAUUAUCUCCAUCAAGUUCCACUUAUUCGGUGACAAGUGCAUCAACACAUUUUACAAAAGCAACAAAAGGCACUGUACCCACCACAGAAAACAUGGUCACGUCACAGUCAUCUACAUCUAAAUCUACUACAACUGUGCUGGGCACAGGAUCAACUCAAACACCACUCUCCACAUCCCAGGUGUGUGAGUGUAUAGACCUGAAGAAUAAAAAACGCUGGGCUUGUGGUGAGACAUGGACAGAAAACUGCUUCUAUAAGAACUGUACCAAUGGGAAGAUUGUUUUGACGCCAGUGGCUUGUCCAAAGCCUAUAAUUCCCACCUGUCCCAGAGGUCGUGCCACAAAGGUCUCUGAUGGAUGCUGUGAGACAUGGAAGUGUGACUGUAACUGUGAGCUGUAUGGGGAAAAACACUAUAUAUCUUUCCAAGGAGUAGCAUUUGAUUUCCUUGAUCAAUGCACAUACAUCCUGGCUGAGGAGCAGUCACCAAAUCAUAAUCUGACUAUUGCUCUUGACAACUUCUGUGUGCCGGGCAUCAAUGUCUCCUGUACUCGAACCAUCAUCCUGAGAUAUCACAACAAUGUAGCCACACUGAGUAUCGUCCCACUGUUUGCAGUACAGGCUACUCUGAACAAUGUGAUCAUACAGCCACCAUAUGAAGAGAAUGGGUUGAGGUUUGAGUCCAGCGGGUACAAAAUGAUCAUCUAUCUUCCAGAGAUCCGCUCUUUCAUCUCCCUCACGCCUUAUUACACGCUGGUGGUGAACCUGGCCAUGGAGCACUUUGCCAACAAUACCCAAGGGCAAUGUGGUGUAUGUGGUGGAGCAUCAUGUAUGCGUAAAGGAGGACAGACUGAGAAUGACAGUUGCUGUGAUAAAACUUCCUAUGACUGGGCGUAUGCAGAUCCUCUGAAGCCUGCCUGUAAUUCUGCACCAAAGGAUAUACCCUGUCAUUCUCAGCCAACUCCAGUACCUACUAAUACACCUGUUCCCACCACUGUCUGCCCUCCAAACCCAUUAUGUGACCUGCUACUCCACCCACUCUUUAAAACUUGCAGCAAGUAUGUUAAUCUAACCCUUCAAAAGAAGAACUGUGACUUUGAUUCCUGCCUGAAUCCAAAUGGUUCUUGCUAUAUUCUGGAGCAAGCUGCUGAAGAAUGUAAAAAUGCAGGUUUCUGUGUUAACUGGAGAGGACUGACUAAUGGAACCUGUGAUAUCUCGUGUCCACCGGGGCUGGUCUACAGACAGUGUCACAACAAGCAGGAUGACUUCUGUCGUGGAGGAGUGCGUUAUCCAGGGGCCACCCUUGAAAAAAGCACUGCAGGUUGUUUCUGUCCCAACAACAUGUCUAGAGCUGGACCUUACUCAGACAUCUGUGUAUCUGACUGUGCCUACUGCAAAGGACCAAGUGGAGAGCCUAAAUUUCCUGGUGAAGUGUGGCAGUCCAACUGCAACCUGUGCACAUGUAACAACCAGACUCGGACUGAAGAGUGUCUUCCAAACCCUACUGAACCACCUCCUCUCUGUGGCCCCACUGAGGUUUUGGUGAAUACCUCCUGUUGUGGUCAUCAGAUGUGUGUUCAGAAGACGUGCAUUUAUCAUGGACGGACAUAUAAGUUGGGAGACAAGUGGAACGAUGCUGCCCGUCCCUGUGUGUCAUUUAGCUGCAGCAAAGAAGGCAUUCAGACUGAGACUAAAGUCUGUCUCAACCAAAGCUGCCCUGAGAGGGCUAGAAUUUGGGAUGACCAACGCUGCUGUUAUACAUGUACCCGGAGAUGUGCUCCCGUGAUGUCCAGAAUCAACAUCACCAUUGACAAAUGUACAACUGUCAUAAGGAUGCCCGUGUGUCAGGGGCAUUGCACAUCUCAGCCAAAGGUGGUGUUACAAGGCAACAUGCUAAUGCAGCAGAGUGCAUGCUGUCUGGAGCAGAGCUCAGAGACGAGACCCGUGAUUCUGUAUUGCCAGGACCGCUCUACCAAGCGAUACUCCUAUAAGCAUAUCACCAGCUGUGGGUGCAAGCCUAUAACACAACCUGAGAAGUGUGUUGAAUAAAAAAGCUGAGAAUGAAACAGUUCAUCUUUAGUUAAUCCAUCAGAUUUACAAAUUAAAAUCUGUUGUAUUUUAAAUGAUUGAUUAGUAUAUAUAUAUAUAUAUAUAUAUAUAUAUAUAUACAUAUAUAUAUAUGAAUGAUUAAUCUAAAUGAUUUUGUCCUUAAUGUAAUGCUGA